Molecule: messenger RNA, 1545 nt
Organism: Paraphaeosphaeria sporulosa
Lineage: Eukaryota; Fungi; Ascomycota; Dothideomycetes; Pleosporales; Didymosphaeriaceae
Product: FolC bifunctional protein
Exons: 3
Coding region: 1-1545 (514 amino acids)
Biological process (GO): tetrahydrofolylpolyglutamate biosynthetic process
Cellular component (GO): cytoplasm; mitochondrion; cytosol
Molecular function (GO): tetrahydrofolylpolyglutamate synthase activity; ATP binding
Source: RefSeq, a predicted model, not a curated record
AUGGCGAAACGCGACUAUGCGGCUGCCGUUGGGGCGCUCAACACGCUGCAGUCCAACUUCUCCAUCGUAGACGCGAUACGGAAGUCGGGCAAGGGCAUGAACAAGCAGGCCAUCCCGGAGAUGAUUGAGUGGUGCCGCAAGAUUGGAUACGAGCCUUCCAAUUUCGACCGACUAAAAGCUAUACACAUCGCUGGGACCAAGGGCAAGGGCUCUACGAGUGCCUUUGUUUCCUCCAUCCUCGCUCAGUACAUUCAACCGUCCUCCGCGUCGCCCGCAAGCCCCACCAAGAUCGGACUAUACACCUCUCCACACCUCCGCUCCGUUCGCGAGCGCAUACAGAUAGACAACGAGUCUAUAUCGGAAGAGCUGUUCACCAAAUAUUUCUUCGAGGUAUGGGACCGGCUAGAAGCGGCAGCAGACGCGGAGAAUACCCCGGAAGGCACACCGACGAAGCCAGUGUACUUUCGCUACCUGACCCUCACGGCGCUGCAUGCCUACCUGGAGGAGGGCGUCGACUCGGCAGUCAUCGAAUGCGGCAUUGGCGGCGAGUACGACAGCACCAACAUCCUGCUCAAGCCCACCGUCACUGCGGUGACGAGCCUGGGAAUCGACCACACGGCUAUGCUAGGCUCGACGCUGCCCGAGAUCGCAUGGCAUAAGGCGGGCAUAUUCAAGCCUGGAAGCGUAGCGUUUUCCGCCCCGCAGAAAGAGGAGGCUAUCACAGUGUUGCAGGAGCGCGCAAAAGAGAGAGAUACUGAGCUACAUGUCAUCGAUGUCCACCCUGACCUCGCCAGCAACAAGAUCAAGCUCGGCCUCUCCGCUUCCUUCCAGAAGAUCAACGCGUCCGUCGCCAUCGCCGUAGCAGCCGCCCACCUCCGCGCCCUAGGCCACACAUCCAUCCCUGAUCCCACGUCCACGCCGCACAUAGAGCUACCUGCCGAGUUCAUUAAGGGGCUGGAAGACGUCCGGUGGCCAGGGCGUUGCGAAGUCCGCCGCGAGAAGAACGUCGCUUGGCACAUUGACGGCGGGCACACUCUCGAAAGCAUCGAGGUCACGGGACAAUGGUUCGCCGAGCAGAUGGCGGCCGCGAACGCUGCUCCAGGGUCCGCAAAGGCCGCGCCGCGCAUCAUGAUCUUCAACCAGCAGACGCGUGACGCGAACGCCCUAGCAAAGGCCCUGUACAAGGCGCUGCAGACCGGCAUCACAGCCGAUGCGACGUCGCCUUUCACGCACGUCAUCUUCACGACCAAUCAGACGUUCAGCGAAGGCUACAAGCCUGAUCUUGUCUCCAUCAACACAAACCAGCAGGACGUGGAUAGCCUGGCUGUGCAGAAGGCGCUGGCCAAGACGUGGUCCGAGAUCGACAGCACGGCCGAUGUGAAGGUGCUGAAGACAAUCGAGGAGGCUGUGACGACUGCGCGGGGCAUCGCGGGUGACUGGGCAAGAGAGGCCGGCGCAGAGGCGGAGGUCAUGGUGCUUAUCACCGGAAGUCUGCAUUUGGUGGGAGGGGCGCUCGAGAUGCUGGAGACGCAUCCGGCGAAGUGA